UCUCUGCGACUAAUUACGUAGCGUGAACGGCAUCGGAACUAGCUCUAGUUUUAGUUUUAGUUUUUUUCUCCCUUUUUAUCUACAACCUAGCAAGUGGCUAUGUCGGCUCUAGACUCUCCGUAUUAUCUUCUAUCGUAGCACGUUUCAACAUAGUUAUAUGUUCCAUACAGGUGUUGAUUAUCUAUCCUCCCUUAAUAUCUGUUGCUCCUGGUCUUUUAUCAAGAACUAGAGUCAAGAGUCUCUAGCUCUCUUCUCCUUAUCUUACCUUUUCCCUAGUUACUAUAAUCUAUCUUUGCCUUAGUUGUAUUCCGAGACAAUGGCGAACCCUCCCCAUGGCGGCAUCCUCAAGGACCUUAUUGCCAGAGACUUUCCUAGACAAGCUCAGCUCGAGGCCGAAGCUGAAACUCUCCCUGCCAUUACCCUGACCGAGAGACAGCUCUGUGACCUUGAAUUGAUCCUCAAUGGCGGCUUCUCACCUCUAGAAGGUUUCAUGAACGAGGCCGACUAUAAUGGUGUCGUAAAGGAGAAUAGGCUAGCCGACGGCAUUCUGUUCAGCAUGCCCAUCACUCUGGACCUGUCUGGCGAAACUAUCAAGGAAGUUGGUCUAAAACCAGGUGUCCGAGUGACGCUACGCGAUCUUCGCGACGACAGGAGUUUGGCCAUUCUCACCGUGGACGAUAUCUACAAGCCAGACAAGGUCCUCGAAGCUAAAGAAGUUUUCGGAAGCGAUGAUGAAGCGCAUCCCGCUGUUAAAUAUCUCUUCAGAACUGCUGCCGAUUUCUACGUCGGUGGUAAGGUAGAAGCUGUCAACCGUCUACAGCACUACGACUUUGUAGACCUCCGAUACACUCCGGCUGAGCUCCGAUUACACUUUGACAAGCUUGGUUGGAGCCGUGUUGUUGCUUUCCAGACAAGGAACCCUAUGCACCGUGCUCACCGAGAGCUGACAGUUCGUGCUGCUCGUUCGCAUCACGCAAAUGUGCUCAUUCACCCGGUGGUUGGCUUGACAAAACCCGGAGAUAUUGACCACUUCACACGAGUGCGAGUCUACAAGGCUCUCUUGCCAAGAUACCCUAAUGGCAUGGCGGUCUUAGGUCUCCUCCCGUUGGCUAUGCGAAUGGGUGGCCCCCGCGAAGCUAUCUGGCACGCCAUUAUCCGCAAGAAUCACGGAGCAACUCACUUCAUCGUUGGUCGUGACCACGCCGGUCCCGGAAAGAACAGCCAAGGCGUUGAUUUCUAUGGACCUUACGAUGCCCAGUACGCGGUUGAGAAAUACCGCGACGAACUUGGCAUUGAGGUUGUACCCUUCCAAAUGAUGACAUACUUACCCGACAAGGACGAGUACGCGCCUAUCGACGAAAUCCCAAAGGAUACCCGCACAUUGAACAUCUCCGGUACAGAACUGCGCUCACGACUGAGGAGCGGCCGAGAUAUCCCCGAGUGGUUCUCAUAUCCUGAGGUCGUUAAAGUACUGCGCGAGUCGCAUCCUCCACGUGCUGCUCAGGGGUUUACUGUCUUCUUAACCGGUUACACAAACAGCGGCAAGGACCAGAUCGCGAGAGCUCUUCAGGUCACCCUAAACCAGCAGGGCGGUCGAUCAGUGUCUAUGCUGCUUGGUGAGACUGUGCGCCACGAGCUGUCGUCUGAACUGGGUUUCAGUAGAGAAGACCGCAGCACCAACAUUGCUCGUAUCGCGUUCGUCGCUGGCGAGUUGACUAGGUCUGGUGCUGCUGUCAUCGCUGCCCCUAUUGCGCCCUUUGACAAGGACCGAGCAGCUGCGAAGGAAGCCGUUGAGAAAUACGGUGACUUUUACCUUGUCCACGUCGCUACUCCUCUUGAGUACUGCGAGAAGACGGACAAGCGAGGCAUCUAUGCUAAGGCUCGUGCUGGUGAGAUUAAGGGUUUCACGGGUGUUGAUGACCCAUAUGAGGCUCCCUCUAAGGCCGAUUUAGUAGUAGAUGCCGAGAAGCAGACAGUGCGAUCCAUCGUGCACCAGAUCGUCCUGAUGCUAGAGAGUCGUGGUUUACUAGAUCGCCUAUAAAUGAGAUAAGUUUAUAUGGAUUUUUCUAGGCUCUUAAAAGGACAUUUAUGAGGGAAUAAAGGAAGACCCGGAUAGACUUACGAUUAACGUACCAGGUCAUAUAUUACGAAUAUUUAUGAGAUCUAAAACAUAUACAUAUAUAUACAUAGAACCGUACACUACCGAUGAGGGUGUAAACGGCACUCGGGUUAACUCCACUCGAGUUUGGAGAAAUCCUUGAGCACUACUUAAAGCAAACAAAUAAAUAGAUUUUGCUAUGACGAUCUCCGAUCAGGAUGUUACCUGUUAAUGUUAUGCCAGAUCUCUCUAU
This is a messenger RNA of Daldinia loculata, 2351 nucleotides long. RefSeq names its product putative sulfate adenylyltransferase. The record is from RefSeq and is a predicted model, not a curated record. Gene Ontology annotation, molecular function: ATP binding; adenylylsulfate kinase activity; sulfate adenylyltransferase (ATP) activity. Bases 317 to 2041 code for a protein of 574 amino acids. The transcript is spliced from 5 exons. Gene Ontology annotation, cellular component: cytoplasm. Lineage: Eukaryota; Fungi; Ascomycota; Sordariomycetes; Xylariales; Hypoxylaceae. Gene Ontology annotation, biological process: sulfur amino acid metabolic process.